CAUGCUCUUCAAUAUGAUAAUCGCUUAGCUAUAUUAAAAAAAAACGACAUAUAAUAUCAGUCUAUCCUACAAUGGUAAUGCUUAUAGUAAAUUAAAUACAAUGUCGCUUACGAAUUUGGAAAGUAUAAAAUUUGAUGAGAUCGUAAAUAUUUUCUUGAUAAAAGGUUCUUGGAGAACUUUUAAUUAGGAUCAUAUUCAUAAUAAUCGGUAUAAGUGUUUUAAAAAGAAUUUUAUUUUACUUUUAUAAAUUAACAAGUUUAAUUAGUAUAAUGUAAUAGAAGUUAACUUGACGAAAUAUUUUGUAUAUACAGGGUGAUCAAUGACUUAGUUUCAUCUAUAUUAUAAAUAAAUCAAACAAUUUAGUUGUCUCAAUUUAGAGUCGGUACUUAGUGUUUGAUAUAAUAUUAUCAAGGACCAUAAUUUUAGGUAAUAUUAAUCCAAUAUAUAGGUUUUAUAAACUAUAAUUGAGACAAAAUCCUUGUUUAAAUCAAUCCAAAACGUUUAUGAAAAAGGGGUGGUACUUGAAAGAGUUCAUUCAAUGAAUGUGGGCGAAAAUAAAAAUAAGGUGAAAAUUAAAUGGUCCAUAAUGACAUGGACUCUUAUUAAUUAGGGUUAUAGGUAUAAUAUGCUCCUCUAUUAUGUCGUUUUAUCAAACAUGCCCUUCUACUAUUUUUUACAUCAAACAUGCCCUUGUACUUUGAAAAAAUUAUCAAACAUGCACUUAUGUUAAAAUUUUUAUCCAAAAACCGUUAACCACGGCCAAACUUUUGUUUGGGCGGCACAAAUGUCUAAAAUAUCCCGAAUAAUUUUACUUUUGAAUUUUUUUGGUUCUUUUAUAUAGCCAAAUAAUCCUAAUAAUUUCACUUUGACGAGACUCAGAGAAAUAAAACAGGGGACAAAACUGACAUUUUCCCUCCCAUUUGCCGAUAUCGGAUCGUCUAAAUCUCGGUUCAACAAUGAUUGACAAUUUUUUCAAUGAAAAUUUUAAAAGAAGGGCAUGUUUGUUAAUUUUUCCAAAGUACAUGGGCAUGUUUGAUAAAACGACAUAGUAGAGGGACAUAUUAUACCUAUAACCCUAUUAAUUAUGAUCGGACGGUAUUAUCUACAUCAGAUGUAAGUCAUGUAACUUAUAAGGAACUUUCACUAAUAUCAUCUAAUUACUAGAGAAAUUUUACAAUGCUAUAUAGUAUUGGUCCUAUAAGUUUUUGCCUUUAUGGUACAACUUAAAUUGUACAUUUACGUUAUGGUACAACUUCAGAUUGUACCUAUACUUUUUGGACAAAUUCUUUUAUGGUACAACUUGAACUUGUACCUUUAUGUGAUGGUACAACUUCAAGUUGUAAAGUUGUACCAUAACAUAAUGGUACAAAUUGCUUUAUGGUACAACCUAAGCUUAUACAUUUAAUGUUAUGGUACAACUUUGAGUUGUACAUUAAAGCACCAAUGCUAUAUAGCAUAGUAAAGUUGCUCUUAGUAAUGUUGUUGCCUCAAUUUUAAUGGCAAGAACAAGUACCAAAAGGACGGGAUAUAAUGACCGAAAUGGAAAGUGCUUUAUUACUUGGGUUAAUACCUUAUUUUGGCCCGAAUUAUGAUCAUAUAAUCAACGUGUUUCGUCCUGACAUAUCAUAUGGAGUUCAAGUUGUGAGCCAGUUUAUGCAGGAUCCUCGAGUUGAUCAUCAAGCUGUUGUUUAUAGCAUUUUGCGUUACUUAAAGGGGACUCAAGACGUUGGUAUUCUAUUUCCUGCCACUGGCUCAGCCACCUUACGUGCUUUUUCAGAUUCUGAUUUUGCAGGCUGUAUCGACACUCGACGCUCUACCACAGGUUGGUGUGUUCAAUUCAGGGAGGCGUUCAUUUCCUGGCGAUACAAAAAUCAAGAUAAAGUCUCCAAAUCAUCUACCGAGGCUGAAUACCUGUCCAUGUCCGAUGUUUGUUCCGAGAUGGUCUGGCUUCGCCGUAUUCUCUCUGAUUUAGGCGUCCCAUGUGCUCUUCCAAUGGAUCUCCACGUCGACAACACCAGUGCUAUAAGUGCAGUUAAUCCUGUUCUUCAUGACCGAACAAAGCACAUUGAAAUACAUGUGCACUAUGUUCGUGAUCUUGUCCAGGACGGUACUAUUCUACUACACUAUGUACAGACAGAAGACCAGGUGGCUGAUCUUUUCACGAAGGCCUUUUCUACUAGCCGCCACUGGUAUCUGGGAAGCAAAUUGAUGCUAACUUCCCGACAUUAAUUUGGGGAGGCUGUUAGACAGAGUGUGUGGUUUCGUUUCUGUACAUAGCUAGUGUAGUCGGCCCAUUCGUAUCAUUUACGUUCAGCCCAUUUCUUUGUCUUGGGGUUCGGGCCCAUGCAGUAGAGAGCACGUUGUAGAGAGCUAUACCUAAUCCUGGCCGAUUUGAUGUAUAUAGGAAGGGGGUAGCCGGCCCACUCUGUCAUUGAGAAGAUUGGCAAAGACAAUGUUUCCCAAUGUGGAAAGAAAACAGAGCUCUAAUUAAUGAACGUAUGAUUGAUGGAGGCACGCCUCUUAGAUCAAGGGCAGUUUAGUAAUUGGUUAGAGUUAAGUCGAUUAGAAUUUCAAGUCAGAGUCUAUAUAUUGUCGUGUAAUCCCUUCAUCAGGAUAACCAAUCAAUAAAUAAAUUAUCAACGU
Messenger RNA from Linum trigynum, 2643 nucleotides. The record is from the annotation of a GenBank genome assembly. NCBI's taxonomy places the organism in Eukaryota, Viridiplantae, Streptophyta, Magnoliopsida, Malpighiales, Linaceae.